UGUUUGGGGUUUUAGGCUGGGUUUCUGUACAGCACUUUGAGAUAUCAGCUGAUGUACGAAGGGCUAUAUAAAUACAUUUGAUUUGAUUUGACUUAACCCUAACCAUAAAAAUCCAGUUAAUAUCUAAACUUAACCCUAACCAUAUAAAUCCAGUUAAUAUCUAAACUUAACCCUAACCGUAAAAAUCCAGUUAAUGCCUAAACUUAUAACCCUAACCGUAAAAUUCCAGUUAAUAUCUAAACUUAACCCUAAGUGUAAAAAUCCAGUUAAUAUCUAAACUUAACCCUAACCGUAAAAAUCCAGUUAAUAACUAAACUUAACCCUAAGUGUAAAAAUCCAGUUAAUAUCUAAACUUAACCCUAACUGUAAAAAAUCCAGUUAAUAACUAAACUUAACCCUAAGUGUAAAAAUCCAGUUAAUAUCUAAACUUAACCCUAACUGUAAAAAUCCAGUUAAUAACUAAACUUAACCCUAAGUGUAAAAAUCCAGUUAAUAUCUAAACUUAACCCUAACUGUAAAAAUCCAGUUAAUGCCUAAACUUAACCCUAACUGUAAAAAUCCAGUUAAUAACUAAACUUAACCCUAAGUGUAAAAAUCCAGUUAAUAUCUAAACUUAACCCUAACUGUAAAAAUCCAGUUAAUAACUAAACUUAACCCUAAGUGUAAAAAUCCAGUUAAUAUCUAAACUUAACCCUAACUGUAAAAAUCCAGUUAAUGCCUAAACUUAACCCUAACUGUAAAAAUCCAGAGUUAAUGCCUAAACUUAACCCUAACCGUAAAAAUCCAGAGUUAAUGCCUAAACUUAACCCUAACUGUAAAAAUCCAGUUAAUGCCUAAACUUAACCCUAAGUGUAAAAAUCCAGUUAAUAUCUAAACUUACCCUUGAAAUUUCACUUUUGGAAGAACUUCGAAAUUUCUCGUUUGACAAACAUGGUUGAACGUGUAGCCUAAUUCUGACCUGAGACUGUGAGAGCUGGUAGCUUGUGAAAGAAUGUGUGGGACCCCCACCGUCAGUACUCUGGGCCUUCAUGCAUUCAUCACUGCAUCCCAAAGUCUCUCACACCCCGCCCCCUCUCUGCUGUUUGUUUCUUUAUCUGAACAAACAAUUAACCAAAAACAUGUUGUUUCUAAAGCAUUAAAACACUACUUUACUUUAAAUCUCCCUCUCAUCCAACUGUUAUGUGGCAUGUGGCCCAUGGACCGAAUCGGAGUUUGAGCACAGUGCUUAAAACCCAUGAUUUAUAUUUCACUUGAUUUAUUCAAACAUUUGGCCAAAGCAUCAAUCUCUUCAGGGAAAUGCUUGAAACAUUUGACAGUGGAAAAUAAGCAUACGCCUGCGCACUCACGCCAAUUAUUAUAUAUAUUUUUUAUUUUAAGUCUCCGUUGAUAAAUUGUGUUUAAAAGGCUGCUGAAAUGCCGAGCUGAGUGUGUGCACUGGCAAAAUCCGAUAGUCUCAGUUGAAUAGCAAAUUGGUCCAAAUUAUUGAAAGGAAAAAAGCCUUGGGAAGAGGAGGGGUAGGAGUAGGAGACGGGAGGAGGGGGGCAGCAACAAUUAUUUCCCCUUCCCAUAUGGUGAGAGCAGUGCGGAUAGCAUCACAUUCCGCGGAGCGUUGCCUGUCGUCCUAUGGUGAAGUGCCAUCGCUCUAAUCAAAAACAAACAGAGCCGCAGCUUUCGCUUGCGCUCAACUCAGCUCCAGUACGGAACGUCCAUCCUUGGCUGUGCGAGGUCUCCGUCUGGCCGAUAUUCGGUGGCGACGGGGCCUUGAACGAUUGAACUGUGGCUAAUUGAAGAAGCGGGAGAAGUAAAUACGAGCACACCACUCAAGACGAAGUUACUAUGGGGAAGUGCAGGGAGGCGGGAGUCUAACGUGGAUAGGGGGCACAAAUCAAAUCAAAAGAUUUACAAUUCGGAUUAUUUCUAUUUUGAACACUUCAUUUUCAGAGGGAUUUUCAGAGGGAUUUUCUGGCCAUUAUCACACGCAGGAAUGAACGGAAAGGAAGCGAGGUUUUGCACGGGAUGCUGGAGGCAAAUGAUGCUGUCAAUCAUUCUGGUUCUACACUUGAUUCCCCUCUUUGUACAUGGGAACACUCUGAGGGCCAAUGUCCCUGAGUUGGACACCACAGCCAAUGUGACAUCCCUGCCCAGUAAGGUCGAGGAAGUGGCCAAAGUGAAUGAUGUUGUUAUCGAGGUGACCGGGGUCAGCGCCUCAGUCAGCCCCGUCGUCAUGGUGACCCAGAGGGCCGGCCGCAUGCCCCGCUCCAAAGAGGAGCAGGGCAGCGGCAUGCUGGGAGAAGGGGUGUUGCCAGCCGAGGAGGAGGUGGUGGCCCCGCCCAGGAUCAGCCCUGACUCAGCAGAGACAGAGCUCCUUCUGCCUAGCAACCCCCGUGGCACGGAGGAGGAAGAGGAUGAAGAGGAGCACACCGACCCACCGUGGCUGAACGCCAGAGACAACGUCUUCGACCUGGACCGGCACUUCCGAGAAGGAGUAGCCAAUCUGGCCACCACCACUGCCCCUCCCCCUGCCGCCGCUAACCCCUCUCGCCCGGACGUCCUCACCGUGGACUUCUUCGACCCCGCCUCUCGCGGCCGCGGCCUGGACCUAGCCCCGCCCUCUCCCUCCUCUUUGGCCCACGAGCUCCAGGGCGGCGACCCCACUUCCUGGGCCAUGCCAGACAACUACGACUACCUCACGCCGUACGAGGAGGGUGCGUCGCCCACCCCUGAUGAGUACUCCUACAGCACCACUACUGAUACCUUGGAUGGGGAUGACUUGAGGCUAACUGCCGAGCCUCCAUCCCGCUCCAGGCCCAGGGCACCCCCAGGUUCCGGCUCCUUCACCCCAGACAAGAGGCUGCCCAGUGGGGGUGCUGCUGCUGCACCAGAGGGCCCUGCGGCAGCCCCUCCAGCGUUACCCGUGGAUGGCUCAGACGGAGCCGGUGGCUGCCGCCAGGGCUACGUGAAGCAGAAUGAAACCUGCCGCUCCCCCUGCGACACACUGCCCAACUACUGCUUCAACGGAGGCCAGUGCUACCUACUGGAUGGAAUGGGGGUCUUCUGCAGGUGUAACGUCCAGGACUACAUCUGGCACAAGGGUUCCCGCUGUGAGUCGGUGGUGACAGAGUUCCAGGUGCUGUGUCUGACCAUCGGGGCGUCGGCCCUCAUGGUGCUGCUGCUCUUCAUGAUCACCGUCUGCUUCGCCAAGAAGCUCCACGUGCUCAAGACCGAGAACAGCAAGCUGCGCAAACGCAGCAGUAAGUACCGGCCUCCAUCGGAGCAGCACAAUGAUAAUUUCUCCCUGUCCACCAUCGCUGAGGGCUCCCACCCAAAUGUAAGGAAACUGUGCGACACCCCUCCUAACGUCCCUCAUGCCCGUGCUUUGGCUUACUAUGAUAACAUUAUCUGUCAGGAUGAUCCUAAUGCCCAGAACAAGCUGGAGGACCCCGUGAAGGCCCCGGUGCCCAAGGAGGACGACUCCCUGAACAUCCACAACUCCCUGACCCCCAAACACGAGAACCACAAGGUACUGGGCGAGGAGAACUCCUCUGAGGUAAACUCACUGCAGAACAACAUGAUGUAGAAGCCUGGGUUGGGAUGAGAGCUCCAGUCCUGCUCUCUAUCCCAGCCACCACGCCUACAACUGCUACCACCAGCCAACCACCGUCUACAACACGGCAACACUGCCACCAAGCGGGCAACGCCGCUGGAAAAAAAAACGCACCACCCCAGCUGAAACUCCUCCCCGACCUGCCACCGCCUAUAGCGACCCCUUACGCCCAAUCACGCUCCCCCGCCUCGCUGCCCUGCCCCUUCGUUGCUGUCACUCUGCUCCCCCUUACCCCCUGCCCGCACGCACACACACCAGAAAACACAAACAGACACACCAAAACACACAAACACACAUAUGUACAAACACACACUCACAUAUACACUCAUAUUCCCCUGCCUGCAUUGGUGUAUUUUGUAAAAAGAAAAAAAUCAUAUGGAGUUUAAAAAAAGAAGUUAAACAUUGUAAAAAAUAUAAAAGUUACUGAGAGGUUUUGAUGUUUGUCUGACUAAUUAAGUGAGUGUGUAUAAAUAUAUGGAAAAAAUGCUUGGAUUGAUAUAAAAGAAACAACACAAUGUGUCUUCGUUUUCAUUGAUGUGAUUUCUAAUCCUUUGAUGUACUUGUUUUAUUUUGUACUUUUUUGGGAAUACAGACUUCAAAACAGAGAACAAAAUCUAACAAUUGUUGAAAUAAACCUUUUUAACAUGA
Messenger RNA from Oncorhynchus nerka (sockeye salmon), 4252 nucleotides. Its product is annotated as chondroitin sulfate proteoglycan 5-like. Gene Ontology annotation, biological process: nervous system development; cell projection morphogenesis. Bases 1985 to 3577 code for a protein of 530 amino acids. The record is from RefSeq and is a predicted model, not a curated record. Lineage: Eukaryota; Metazoa; Chordata; Actinopteri; Salmoniformes; Salmonidae. The transcript has 5 exons. Gene Ontology annotation, cellular component: synapse.